Molecule: messenger RNA, 1128 nt
Organism: Suillus subalutaceus
Lineage: Eukaryota; Fungi; Basidiomycota; Agaricomycetes; Boletales; Suillaceae
Exons: 6
Coding region: 119-943 (274 amino acids)
Source: RefSeq, a predicted model, not a curated record
CGAGGACAUGUCGUCAGACUGCGUAAGGUCAUGUAUAUAAGCAAAGUCCCUCUUACUCCCUACCUUCAUCCUCGUUACGCAAACCACAACACAAAGAGUAUCUGAGACCAGAAUUGUCAUGUCAGACAAUUGGAGAGAUGAUAUCUUGCUAAAGAUUGCAAACAUCGUCGUCUACUUCCUUUUCCUUGGUUCCAACGUCUACACCGUAGCGGCACCUCAUGAUGUCUACUUCACUGGCAGGGAGACAUACGUAACCCCUGCUCCAUGGGCCUUUUUGAUUUGGUCUCUCAUCCAUCUGCUCCUUCUGGGUACUGUCAUUUACCAGUUCACCGCUCCUGGCAAGAAAGUAAUCAUCGAUGGCAUUUCGUGGCGCUUCCCUCUCCUCGGCAUCAUGAAUGCCAUAUACGUGCAUUUAUGGGCAUCCCAACACUAUAUAUUGGCAUUUGUCUUUGCGUUGUUCGUAAGCAGUACUAUCUCCCACAUCUACUACGUCGUGAAGAAGUUCCACGCACCUGCUAACGUCGGCGACGAAGUCUUGGUCCACUUGCCGUUCUCCCUUUACCAUGGGUGGACUACCGUUCUUGUUAUAAUCACUGCGUUUGAAGCAUUCGGCGUUAACGCGCUUUAUGUACCAGCCGGUGUUUGGACCAAGGUUUUCGUAUUCCUCGCUUUGUUCUUCCUCGAGGCGACUGCGGCCACCUAUGCUUUCUCCAGCCCUGAGGGUGACCUUGCUGCCAGCUUCGCGAUAACGUGGUCUCUCUUCGCGAUCUUUGCUCAUCAAAAUGUUCACCGCUCGGGAUUCAUUCACUGGUCUGCACUCGCAUUUGCAUUGCUCUCUGCGUUCUGGGUUUUCAUGGGCAUCUUUGGCACGUACAAGCGAUUCAGGGGUGGUUCAAUCAUCUUGGACGAAGAGCGUGCGCCACUUGUUGGCAGUGAAACAUGAAACGUCCUUGAAAAGCGAUUUUGAAGAGAGGACGAAGCUUCUGUUUUCUUCCGUCAUGAACACUGAUUGUAUUGUUUCUUACAUUCUGAGUGCUGUUCUCCUUACUUAUGGCUUGUACUGUACUUUGCUUGCAUAUCUAUGGCCGCAUCAGCAGGCGUUAUUGACUUCGGAAGUUUUCAAACUCA